Aspergillus ibericus CBS 121593 is the source of this 1473-nucleotide messenger RNA. Its product is annotated as putative ribosome associated DnaJ chaperone Zuotin. NCBI's taxonomy places the organism in Eukaryota, Fungi, Ascomycota, Eurotiomycetes, Eurotiales, Aspergillaceae. The coding region runs from base 22 to 1365 and encodes 447 amino acids. The record is from RefSeq and is a predicted model, not a curated record. The transcript is spliced from 3 exons. Gene Ontology annotation, biological process: regulation of translational fidelity; 'de novo' cotranslational protein folding. Gene Ontology annotation, cellular component: cytosol. Gene Ontology annotation, molecular function: Hsp70 protein binding; ribosome binding.
GUCACACUCCUCAAACCCACAAUGGCUACCGUUCAGACCAUCAACGUUACCCUCCCCUCCCUGCCGGCCGGCUGGAGUGCCGAGAAGGACUUCAAGGCCGUUGGCACUGUGUCCGCUCCCACUCAGAGAAACCUGGAGCCCGUUGGCCCUCACUUCCUGGCCCACGCUCGCAGAAAGCGCCACCACCGCACCUUCUCCGAGGAUGAGAGAAUUCAGGCUCAGCAGAACGUCAAGAGCACUGAAGAUGACGAGGAUGACGAUAUCUCCGAGGAGGAGGAUGCUAUGCUCCUUGCCAGAGAGGCUAAGGACUGGAAGAGCCAAGAUCACUACCAGGUUCUCGGUCUGACCAAGUACCGCUGGCGCGCCACCCCCGAGCAGAUCAAGCGCGCCCACCGCAAGAAGGUCCUCCGUCACCACCCCGACAAGAAGGCCGCCCUGGGUGACCGCGACGAGAACGACAACUUCUUCAAGUGCAUUCAGAAGGCUACUGAGCUGCUCCUGGACCCCGUCAAGCGUCGUCAGUUCGACUCCGUUGACGAGGCUGCCGAGGUCGAGCCCCCGACCAAGAAGCAGGUUGCCAAGGGCAACUUCUUCAAGCUCUGGCGCCCCGUCUUCGUGGCUGAGGGUCGUUUCUCCAAGAUCCAGCCCGUGCCCGAGAUCGGUGACGAGAACAGCACCCAGGAGGAGGUUGAGAACUUCUACAACUUCUGGUACGACUUCGACAGCUGGCGUACUUUCGAGUACCUGGACGAGGAUGUGCCGGAUGACAACGAGAACCGUGACCAGAAGCGUCACAUGGAGAAGAAGAACGCCAACGCCCGCCGUAAGCGCAAGACCGAGGACACUGCCCGCCUGCGCCACCUGGUGGACGAUUGUGCCGCCGGUGACGACCGUAUCAAGAAGUUCCGCAAGGCCGCUCGUGCUGACAAGGACAAGAAGCGUCUCGAGAAGGAGGCUGAGAUCAAGCGUCUGGCCGAGGAGAAGGAGAAGGCCCGCCUGGCUGAGGAGCAGGCCAAGAAGGACGCCGAGGAGGCUGCCAAGGCCGAGCGUGAGAACAAGAAGAAGGCUAAGGAGGCUGCUAAGAACGCUGCCAAGAAGAACAAGCGUGUUCUCAAGGGCUCCGUCAAGGACGUUAACUACUUCGGCGAGGGUGGUGAGCCUUCCGCCGCUCAGGUUGACUCCGUUCUGGGCGAUAUCGAUCUUGUCAUCAGCAAGAUCGACGCUGAGGAGCUUGCUGGCCUGGCUGAGCGUCUUACUGCCGCCGGUAAGGAUGCUGCUGCCGUCAAGACCGUGUACGUUGAGGAGGUCAAGAGACUGGUUGGUGCUGGCAAGGUGAAUGAGGGUGAGGCCAAGUUCUUUGUCUAGAGGUGAAGAAUAUAGAGGCGGCCGGGUUUACAUGCUACACGAGCGUGCGGUAUAUAGAUGAUAGAGUUGGCUACAAGAUAAUGAGAGCAACGACAUGAUGGUUACUGC